Lachancea sp. 'fantastica' is the source of this 2871-nucleotide messenger RNA. The record is from the annotation of a GenBank genome assembly. NCBI's taxonomy places the organism in Eukaryota, Fungi, Ascomycota, Saccharomycetes, Saccharomycetales, Saccharomycetaceae.
AUGUCUGAUAUCGAAGAGCUCAACAUCACCGUGGCGGUUCGGUGUCGAGGACGAAAUCAGAAAGAAGUAGAAGCACGUAGUUCUGUGGUUGUGACGGUACCAGAUGUCACUGGAGAAAACGAGGUCUCGAUAAAUACAAGUGGUGAAACGGGUAUAGCAGCACAGCUGAAUUCGAGAACGUAUACGGUGGAUAAGGUCUUUGGUCCAAGUGCAGAUCAGCAGCUGGUGUUCAAGAGCAUUGCAGAACCGUUAUUUCGAGAUUUCCUGAAGGGCUAUAAUUGCACAGUUUUGGUGUACGGAAUGACCUCUACGGGCAAAACAUAUACCAUGACCGGAGAUGAGAAGCUGUAUGAUGGAGAAUUGAGCCAAGGAGCUGGUAUCAUCCCGAGAGUUCUUUUCAAAGUGUUUGACGCUUUAGAAGAUGCUAACAGCGACGAUUACAUGAUCAAGUGUACAUUUGUCGAACUAUACAACGAAGAAUUGAAAGAUCUUCUCGACGAGGCUCACGACUCCAACAAUAACGUACCGAAAAAACUGCGAAUAUUCGAUUCAGCGGGGAACACAAACAGUGCCAACAGUGGUAGUCGAACAAAUUCGAGAAACAAUUCACCAAAAAUCGCAGAAAGCCAAUAUAUAUCUUCAGCGGGCUCAAAUUACGCGUCGCGCCGCAGGAUGCGCAUGGGUCCUACUCUGCUGCCCAAAUCUGCAAGACCAGCGCUUCCAAAAUCCAGCUCUAAUGCGGAAAUUUCAUCUGCGAUUCACAUUCAAAACUUACAAGAGUUCCAUAUCAUGAGUGCCAAAGAAGGUAUACGGCUUCUGCAAAGAGGAUUGAAACAGCGGCAAGUCGCCUCGACCAAAAUGAACGACUUCUCGAGUCGUUCGCACACUGUCUUCACAAUAAUGCUAUACAAAAAGUGUGAUGAUGAAAACUUUAGAGUAUCCAAGAUGAAUUUGGUUGAUCUCGCGGGCUCCGAGAACAUUAACAGGUCCGGUGCGCAAAACCAGCGAGCAAAAGAGGCUGGCUCCAUCAACCAAAGUCUUCUAACCCUCGGUAGAGUGAUAAAUUCACUAGCAGACAAAAAUGCACAUAUUCCAUUCCGCGAGUCAAAACUGACCAGGCUACUGCAAGAUUCUCUUGGAGGUAAUACUAAGACGGCAUUGAUCGCCACGAUUUCACCAGCCAAAAUAAAUUCCGAAGAAACAUCAAGUACAUUGGAGUAUGCCUCAAAAGCUAAAAACAUCAAAAACAAGCCUCAGGUAGGAAGUUUUAUUAUGAAAGAUGUCCUAGUAAAGAGCAUUACAGCUGAGUUGGUCAAGAUAAAAUCAGACCUCUUAUCAACAAAGUCCAAAGACGGUGUUUACAUGAGUCAGGAAAACUAUAAGGAGCUGACGAAUGAGUUAGAAAACUAUAAGACUGAGGUUCGAGAAUGUCAGCGAUCAAUCGAAAGACUGAAUACACAAAACGCCAUUUUGCUGAAAGAACGAAAAGUUUCUAACGAGCUCAAUGAAUCCCAAAAGGCAAAGGUACGAAACCUGGGAGAUAACAUCGAAUAUCUGUAUGACAAGAUUGACAGACAACACAAAAACGAGCAAGAGCUAUCGAACGUCGUACAAGAACUAAUGCGGGCACUUCAUGUCAUGCGUAAAUCUCUUCAGCUCUAUGAGGAUCAAGGCCAGAGGUUUCAAACCGAAAUGGAAAAGGUGCUUUAUGACAACAUUGGAUCUUUUAAAAAAUCACUUAUCGAUGAGAUCGAAAAGCUAAAAGAAAAUGUAGACGAAGAUAGCAUCGAUGUUGACGGAAACAUAAAGAAUGUCAGUCAAGAGCUUUCAAGGAUAUUCGAUCGCUUAAGUUCAUCGAGCAAUGAAAUAAGUCAGAAAUUUAUCCAAGAUAUUUCACGGCAAACUCCAAAGCACUUUCAAGAGAUUCAAAACCAGGUAGAGAACAUUACCACAGUUGUAGAAACAUAUUCUUCGAGCCUGAUAACACACCUAAGCAGUAUCAGCGAGGAAUACAACAAUUUGAAAGACUAUCUCAAUGAACAGUUCUUCAAGAACAACUUCCAGGAAGCAUUGGAUGUUCAUGUUGAGCGCACCUAUCAUCAGCUGAAAGUAUCGGCCAAUACAGUCUUCAUGAAUUUGCGGGAAAUAAUGAAUGAGCACCUGGAAAAUAAUAAAACUACCAUGCUGCAAAGCUUGAGAAGUGCUGCGUCCGAGGUAGUUGAAAAGGAAAUGGGACUCUUGGAUCCGGUCAAAAUGGCAUGGGAGAAGUCAUUGGAAAAUAUUAACGAAUGCGAUAAGCUGAAUAAUAAAUUUGAGUCUGACAUGAGCUCUGCUGUGAAAGAGGUCUAUAGCAGGAUAGACAGAGCAGCGAGCUCGUCAAACGCGGCACUUGUCGAAAUUGAGAGCGACCUCGGGCAGCUCAAGGAUGUAUCUGCGAAUUUUCGUGACAAUAGCCUUAUACAAAACAACGUUGAAGGCAUCAAACGGAAGCACGAACUUCUUAAAGUGCAGGUACAAAAUAGCGCAGAUUACAUGCAAGCUGCCACGCACAAAUUUGGCGAAAUUGAUCAAUCUAUUCAGGACUUGUUGAGUACGCAGGCUACUCCACAACUUAAUAAUGAGGAGCGGAUAGGAAUACUUCUAGAGCAACUUAAUGAAAAACCGCUGAGACCUUUGGGCCCAUCGGGAAAAACUCCUAUGAGGACAACGUAUCAGGUAAGUCGUACAUCUGAAGUUGUACAACCGCCGAUGAAAAGGUCAUGUUCGACUUCGCCCAUCAAGGAAAUUGAUGGAAACAGGCGAGCUCCAUCUCCGCUUAAGCGAAGGCUACUAGAAGAAGACAUCUCGUUGAAGCCCAAAGAGAUAGAAUAG